Oppiella nova is the source of this 3477-nucleotide messenger RNA. The record is from the annotation of a GenBank genome assembly. NCBI's taxonomy places the organism in Eukaryota, Metazoa, Arthropoda, Arachnida, Sarcoptiformes, Oppiidae.
AUGGGCGGUCAGCAUAGGACUGAUGUUGUGGUCGAUGAGAGACUUCGAGUGCGAGGAGUAAAUGGUUUGCGAGUAAUCGAUACGUCAGUAUAUCCGACAGUAAUUAACGCCAAUACAAAUGCGGCCGCACUGGCAGUGGGGGAGAAAGGGGCUGAUCUGGUGCUGGAGGACCACCGGACACAGUUUGGUAGUGACCCCGCUCAGAGACAGUUAAUCCAUGACAGGACGGCAUCACGAGAGACGUGGGAUAAUACGUACGACUUUAUAGUGGUGGGCGCCGGGGCUGCGGGUGCUGUGGUGGCCAACAAACUCAGUGAAUGCAAGUCAGUGCGGGUGCUAUUGCUUGAGGCAGGAGGUGCUCAAAGUGCUACCUAUAAUGACAUGCCCGGGAUGUUUGACUACAUAUACAGGGAUGGUAUUAAUUAUUUUCCCUAUUAUUCUGAGCCCAGCCCUAACCCUAACUACGGACAAGGAUACCCUGGUGGUCGGGUUAAGGAGCCCAGGGGUAAGACAUUGGGUGGCAGUACAACACAUAAUAAUUUGGUGUUUAAUCGGGGUAAUUCACGUGAUUAUAACGACUGGGCCAACAUAUACGGUGCUGUCGGUUGGAGUUAUAAGGAUUUGUUGCCAUGGCAAAUAAUCCGGGAUAUCACGGGACCAGUGNGUUGGAGUUAUAAGGAUUUGUUGCCAGUGUUUAAGGAAUGGGAGAAUAAUACCGAUCCUUAUAUAGUGGCAAAUAAUCCGGGAUAUCACGGGACCAGUGGACCCAUUCAAGUGUCACAACCCAAAAGAUAUAAGGAAACGGAUAUCAAUGGCGCCAAUCAGGUGGGGUAUAUGUUGAUCCAGUCAUUUGUGACGGGACAGGGGUUUAGGUCGGGAACGGGUAAUGCAUUCGUGGACCCGAAUCCACACGAAGACAAUCUGCAUAUCGUUUGCAAAGCAUUGGUCUCAAGAAUACUAUUCAAUGGGUUGACAGCUAUUGGAGUGGANGCAAAGCAUUGGAAUGAUAUCGAGUAUAGAGUUUACGCUAACAAAGAGGUUAUCGUUUCCGGCGGUGCCAUAAAUAGCCCACAAUUACUAAUGCUAUCGGGUAUAGGCCCUAAAGAUCACUUACAAAGUCUUGAGAUACCAGUAAUACUUGAUCUACCGGUUGGUGACAAUUACAGGAAUCAACCGAAUAUAGAGUUAAGUCCACGGGUUAAACCCGAGUACUUGUAUCUCGUCAAUGAAUUGGCACAAAUUAAUAUAAAACAAUUGAGUCAACUCUACUAUGAGCAAGGUGGUGUACUCGCACAACACGCAACUGUAAUAUUUUUCUAUAGCACCAAAAGUAACCAGGAUAAACAACGGCCCAAUGUCAACCUAUUUUUCAAUACAUUUAAUGGUUCAUUUGUGACCACGUCCAAUUUAGUUCGUAUCAAAAGUCGUGGUACAGUACGCCUACAGUCAACUGAUCCCAGGGUUUACCCACUAUUGCGUCCAAACUUUUUGACCGACCCGGAUGACGUGCAAAACGCAUUAGAGAUGACAAGGAUGCAAUUUUAUUUGUUUGAGAAAACACAGUUGGCUCAAUACGUUAUACUGCCUAAAUUAUCUAAUUAUGGCUGUCCGGUGUGCACCGGGAGGUAUAUUCACGAGUGCACAGAGGGGUUGAUGUUGGUGGUGUACUCGCACAACACGCAACUUUUAGUUCGUAUUAAAAGUCGUGGUACAGUACGCCUACAGUCAACUGAUCCCAGGGUUUACCCACUAUUGCGUCCAAACUUUUUGACCGACCCGGAUGACGUGCUAAAUGCAUUAGAAAUGACCAGGAUGCAAUUUUAUUUGUUUGAGAAAACACAGUUGGCUCAAUACGUUAUACUGCCUAAAUUAUCUAAUUAUGGCUGUCCGGUGUGCACCGGGAGGUAUGUUCACGAGUGCACAGAGGGGUUGAUGUGUUGGAUAAAGUAUAACUCUUUCACUACAUAUCACGUGUCCGGUAGUUGUCGUAUGGGCUCAAUAGACAGACCCGAUGUUGUGGUCGACCCACAGUUGAGGGUUAAGUACGCGAAGAACCUCAGGGUAUGCGACGCCUCUAUAUUCCCAUCCCUUCCCAACGCAAACACCGCCGCUAUAUCUAUAACUGUUGGCUACAAGUAUAUUCACGAGUGCACAGAGGGGUUGAUGUGUUGGAUAAAGUAUAACUCGUUCACGUCUUUUCAUCCGUCGGGCAGUUGUCGUAUGGGCUCAACAGACAGACCCGAUGUUGUGGUCGACCCACAGUUGAGGGUUAAGUACGCGAAGAACCUCAGGGUUUGUGAUUUGUCAGUAUUCCCAUCCCUUCCCAACGCCAACACCGCCGCUAUAUCUAUAACUAUUGGCUACAAACUCAGUGAAUGGACUCAAUAUUUCCAACACUUAUUAUAUAACAACUAUCUAGAGGUGUAUUCAGUGCUAAUCAGACCUAAAAGUGUGGGUAAUGUAGGGCUCAGAUCACCAGACCCACAAGCGCUGCCUAUUAUUGAACAAAAUUUCUUAAAACACCCUGAUGACAAACUGGCAAUUUUGGACGCUAUAUCAUAUGCUUUCUAUAUGAUAGAGGAGACGUCAAUAUCGANCCCACAAGCGCUGCCUAUUAUUGAACAAAAUUUCUUAAAACACCCUGAUGACAAACUGGCAAUUUUGGACGCUAUAUCAUAUGCUUUCUAUAUGAUAGAGGAGACGUCAAUAUCGAAGUACGUGUACAUAAACCCACAGCCAGUGCCGGGAUGUUCGUACUGUCCGAGUGGACCCGAUACCUUCACGUGCAGUAUACUACUCUCUGAAGCGGUGCGGGGAGUGAGUGGUUUGCGAGUAAUCGAUACGUCAGUAUUUCCAGCAGUUAUUAACGCCAAUACAAAUGCGGCCGCACUGGCAGUGGGGGAGAACGGGGCUGAUCUGGUGCUGGAGGACCACCGGACACAGUUUGGUAAUGACCCCGGUUAUGAACAGAGCUGGAAUUUGCCUGUUAAUACGAUAGAUAAUGAGACGGCAUCACGUGAGACGUGGGAUAAUACGUACGACUUUAUAGUGGUGGGCGCCGGUGGGUCAGGCGCUGUGGUGGCCAACAAACUCAGUGAAUGCAAGUCAGUGCGGGUGCUAUUGCUUGAGGCAGGAGGUGCUCAAAGUGCCACAUAUAAUGACAUACCCGGGAUGAUUGACUACAUAUACAGGGAUGGUAUUAAUUAUUGGCCCUAUUAUUCUGAGCCCAGCCCUAACUAUGGACAAGGAUACCCUGGUGGUCGGGUUAAGGAGCCAAGGGGUAAGACAUUGGGUGGCAGUACAACACAUAAUGGUAUGAACUAUAAUCGGGGUAAUCGUCGCGAUUAUGAUGACUGGGCCAACAUAUACGGUGCUGUCGGUUGGAGUUAUAAGGAUUUGUUGCCAGUGUUUAAGGAAUGGGAGAAUAAUACCGAUCCUUAUAUAGUGGCAAAUAAUCCGGGAUAUCACGGGACCAGU